This is a messenger RNA of Caenorhabditis sp. 36 PRJEB53466, 1000 nucleotides long. NCBI's taxonomy places the organism in Eukaryota, Metazoa, Nematoda, Chromadorea, Rhabditida, Rhabditidae. The record is from the annotation of a GenBank genome assembly.
AUGGCCGUGGAAAUGAUCGUCGAGCCGAAGUGGGUUGUGCAGAACUUUGGAAACGUGCGCAUCCUCGACGCCUCGUGGACGUUCAAGCCGAAGCCCGACAUUGCCGAAUACAAGGCCAAGUACUUCAACAAGUUUGGUGUGGCGAUGAACGAGCUGAAGAACCAGGACUAUCUGGCGGAACACGUGAACGGCGCCGCCCAUUUUAACUUUGACAUUGCCUACUAUCCGACGGAAGAGGAGCGCUUCACGCUCUAUGACCCGGAGAUGUUCUCGGCGUACGUGAAGCGUCUCGGCGUCUUCAACGGCGACCACGUCAUUAUCUACGCGCGCGGGAAGGACGGUGGAAUGCCGGCCGCCGCCAGAGCCUACUGGACUUUUAGAGUGAGCUUUUCGACUCGGAUUCGGAAUUGAUCACUGUUCUUUUUUCAGUACUACGGCUACACGACGGUGUCUGUGCUGAAUGGAGGUCUGGAGGCGUUCAAGCUCGCGCAGGGAGUAGUUCAAUCCGGUGAGAGCAUGAUCUCGUCCGGUAACUUCGAGGUCAAGGGCACCGACGUCAGCAUCCUGGCCAAGUUGGCGGACAUUCCGUUCGACAACCUCGCUUCGAUCAAGUACCUAGACGCCCGUGUUAAGGAGGAGUUCACCGGCAAGACGCCCAUCGGAUAUCCGGACUCGAAGGCCGAGGGAGUGCGCUGCAAGGACGCCAUCAGCUUCCCGAUUUCGGAGAUUUGCGGAGCCAAGGGCUACAAGAAGAAGGUGGAUUGUGAUCAAGGUUAGACCGUUUUUAGACGAUUGGAACCCAACUCAAUCUGAAGUUUCAGCGUUCGCCGCCAAGGGCAUCAAGGUCGGAGACACUGUCGUGAUUGCCUGCGGCAUUGGAAUCUCGGCGUCGGCCGUUUGGCUCGCUGCGGCCCGUUCCGGCAUUGUGGCCAAGGUGUACAAUGGAGGAGUUCACGAGUUGGCCAACAAGGCUCCGCAGCACCUGAACACGAAAGGAUGA